GCUCGAGAACCGUGCUGCUGUGGCACUGAGGGGCCCGGUCAGUGGGCGUGGUGGGGAUGGGCUGGUGGUUGCACGGGGUGGUCUUAGGGGUCUUUUCUUCCCACGUAACUAGCGAUGGGAGUCAGGGGAACAGCCUCAAGUUGCACCAGGGGAGACUCAGGUUGGACGUUAGGAAAAAUUUCGUCUCCAGAAGUGUCAGGUGCUGGAAUGGGCUGCGUGGCAGGUGGGGGAGGCACCGUCCCAGGAGGCGUUCCACAAACCCUGUGCUACUGAGGGACAUGGUUCAGUGGGUAAAGGAAGUCUGAAGCCAUGGCUGCAAAACCUGUACUCUACUACUUCAAUGGAAGAGGCAAAAUGGAGUCGAUCCGCUGGCUGCUGGCUGCAGCUGGGGUUGAGUUUGAAGAGGUGUUUUUGGAAACACGAGAGCAGUAUGAGAAGCUCCUGCAAAGUGGAAUCCUCAUGUUCCAGCAAGUGCCCAUGGUGGAGAUCGACGGGAUGAAGUUGGUGCAGACCAGAGCCAUCCUCAACUACAUAGCAGGGAAAUACAAUCUCUAUGGGAAAGACCUGAAGGAGAGAGCCCUGAUUGACAUGUAUGUUGGGGGAACAGAUGACCUUAUGGGCUUCUUGUUGAGUUUCCCGUUCUUGUCAGCUGAGGAUAAGGUGAAACAAUGUGCCUUUGUAGUUGAGAAGGCUACAAGCAGGUACUUCCCAGCAUAUGAAAAGGUUUUGAAAGACCAUGGCCAGGACUUUCUUGUUGGCAACCGUCUCAGCUGGGCAGAUAUUCAUCUUCUUGAAGCCAUUUUAAUGCUAGAAGAGAAGAAGUCAGACGCUCUCUCGGGAUUUCCUCUGUUACAGGCAUUUAAAAAAAGGAUAAGCAGCAUCCCCACAAUCAAGAAGUUCCUGGCGCCUGGAAGCAAGAGAAAGCCUAUUUCUGAUGAUAAAUACGUGGAGACUGUGAGGAGGGUUCUCCGUAUGUAUUACGAUGUAAAACCACAUUAGUGUGCUUGUCUAAAGCAAGGGCUGUUCUUGGUUGAAGAGAGCUACCAGAUGGCACAAUUAAACUGUGCAGGGAAGGUGAGGAGGCAUUCAAAAGUAGUUGUAAUGAGCAGUACCUUGAGUUCUCUCAUACAAAACACAGCGUACAAGUAUUUUGCUUACCAGUAUAACACUUUACUACUAAUCCAUUCUUGAGAUUUUUCUGGUAAUUGCCACCGAUUGAAAUGGCAUCAGAUGUGCUGUUUUCCAGCAGUCUCACCGGAGGAAGGGAAAGCAAAAGAGAAAGAAGUGUGAGUUGCUGACUGACAGCUCCAGCAUCCUGUGGUAGCUCUGAGGAUCCAGAUCAGGUUUCUGUAUGAUUAGUUCUGAUUCGGGUCCUUAUUGAUUUUAGAUUCACUUUAGGAAAUGAAACAAACAGCUUUUAAAGAAUGUAGGACGGAGGUGUUCCUCGUGCCAGACACAUUGGAUGUUGUUGAUGUGUGAAACACCACUGCUGUGCCUUCAUAACUAAGCUGCAUUUUUAUUACUGAAUCAGGAAAUAAAAUGACUGCCAAAUGUUAUAUGUGUAUAACUGGCCUAUCUAGAAGAUCUACUCUAAUCAAAUAAACUCAUUAUUCUUA
This is a messenger RNA of Gallus gallus (chicken), 1616 nucleotides long. RefSeq names its product glutathione transferase. NCBI's taxonomy places the organism in Eukaryota, Metazoa, Chordata, Aves, Galliformes, Phasianidae. Gene Ontology annotation, molecular function: glutathione transferase activity. The transcript has 7 exons. Gene Ontology annotation, biological process: glutathione metabolic process; xenobiotic metabolic process. The coding region runs from base 310 to 999 and encodes 229 amino acids. The record is from RefSeq and is a predicted model, not a curated record.